AUAUGUGUAAAGUUAGAUAUCAUUGUUAUCAUGAUAUUAAUAUUAUAAAAAGGAGGCUACUCUGCCAUAGUCUCUCUUGAAAGAAAACUAUAUGUAUGUUUUGAGAAGGGUGUGAGAGCAUGAUUUAGAUCUACCUCACUACUUAUCCCCUGCUCAUAUAAACUAAAGUGAUAGAAAUUAUUUACAUAUUCUAUAUAUAUAUAUUUAUCUUAUAUAUAAGAUAAGAUGAUGAAGAAGAGGCCAAGUUGGUCCUUUCUGUUGUGUAACCAGAGUUGUAAAAGCAAUCCUUCUAAAACAGCUGAUGACUACCAUCAAGACGAUGAAGUGAAGGCGGAUAAAAAGAAUGGAAAAAUUGUUUACGAUGAUUCAGUCAAAAGAAGUUCCGGUGGAUGGAAGGCCGUAUCUUUUAUUUUAGGAAAUGAAACUUUUGAGAGAUUGGCAACGUUCGGAUUAUUGGCAAACUUUAUGGUUUACCUAACAACAAAGCUUCACAUGGAUCAAGUAUCAGCUUCUAACGUUAUGAACAUUUGGGGUGGCAUCACCAAUUUCGCACCUUUAAUUGGGGCUUUCAUCUCUGAUGCCUAUGCUGGUCGCUUCUGGACCAUUGCCGUUGCAUCUUUUGCUUCGCUUUUGGGAAUGGUGACGGUGACUAUGACAGCGUGGUUACGGCAGCUACAUCCUGGGGCAUGCACAAAGGAACAAUUAGAGUUGGGGCAGUGCCAAGGCCCAACUCAAUUACAACUAGGUUGCUUGUUGCUAGGCCUCGGCUUCUUAUCCGUAGGCACCGGAGGUAUCAGGCCAUGCAGUAUUCCUUUCGGCGUCGACCAGUUCGAUCCCACCACCAACCAAGGACGAAGUGGAAUCAACAGCUUUUUCAACUGGUACUAUACGACGUUCACGGUGGUUUUACUGAUCACUCAGACUGUGGUCGUUUACAUCCAAGACAACCUUAGUUGGGUAAUAGGUUUUGGGAUUCCGACAGUUUUCAUGGCCGGCUCCAUAGUAUUUUUCUUCGUUGGGGCUCCUCUUUACAAUCACGUGAAACCAGAAGGCAGCAUAUUUUCCGGUAUUGCUCAGGUUUUCGUUGCUGCUUUCAAGAAGCGUCGCCUAAUGAUUCCGGCACCCACUGAUAAUGUUGACGGAGAUGGCUCCCUCUUAUUUUAUGAUCCUCCACUCAAUGGAAAUGUUUUGUCAAAACUCCCUCGUACCAAUCAGUUUAGGUAUUUUGACAAAGCAGCUGUAAUAUUGGAAAAUGAGAUAAACCCAAACGGCGAUCCUUUGAACAAGUGGAGAUUGUGCAGUAUCCAACAGGUAGAGGAAGUGAAGUGCUUAGCAAGAAUCACACCGAUAUGGGCAUCAGGAAUCAUAAGCUUGAUCUCCAUAGUCCAACAAGGGACUUUCACAGUCUCUCAAGCUCUCAAAAUGGAUCGUCACAUAGGUUCCAAUUUUGAGGUCCCAGCAGGUUCAAUAGGCGUCAUCUCACUCAUCACCAUCGGCAUUUGGCUUCCUUUCUACGACCGCCUACUCGUCCCAGCUCUCCGCCGAAUCACCAACCACGAGAACGGAAUCACACUCCUCCAGAGAAUUGGAAUCGGAAACAUUUUCUCAAUUCUGUCAAUGGUAGUAGCCGGAUUAGUCGAAAAGGAGAGAAGAAGAUGGGCCAACUCAGGGAUGGCGUCCAUGUCGGUGUUCUGGUUGGCCCCACAAUUGGUGUUAAUGGGAUUUUGUGAAGCCUUUAACAUGAUAGGACUAAUUGAGUUUUUCAACCGCCAGUUUCCGGAUCACAUGAGGAGCAUUGGAAAUGCGCUCUUCUCUUGCUCUUUCGCUGGUGCUAGUUACACUAGCAGUAUAUUGGUUACUGUCCUCCAUCGAGUUACCGCUACCAAUGACCGACCCGAUUGGUUGACUAAUGAUAUUAACAAGGGGAGGCUGGACUAUUUUUACUAUCUUUUAGCUGGUUUGGGUGUCUUUAAUGUUCUUUAUUUCCUCUAUUGUGCUAGUCGUUAUCGUUACAAAGGGGCUGUCAUAGAAUUGGAGAACAAAGCUACAAAUGUGGUAGAUGUGGAGAUGAAUUCGGUGCUUAAUAAAGGGCUGAGUACUUGAAUCACUUGGUGGGUGAUGAUCAUUGCUCCUCAGAAAUAAGUAGUACUACUAUUAUAGUAGUGGUGAGUGAGUGAUAUAUAUAGACACACAAUGAUAUAGACACACAUAUAUGUAUAAUAAAUCAAUAUAUCCAUUUUGUCAUUAGCCCUAUACAACUUCUUAUUGAAAUUGAAAAAAAAUUGUAACUUGUUAAUGACAUGAGAUCUAAAAAUAAAAGAUAAUGACAAAAAGGGAAUAUUUCUAGCUCUAUAGCA
Molecule: messenger RNA, 2357 nt
Organism: Cannabis sativa
Lineage: Eukaryota; Viridiplantae; Streptophyta; Magnoliopsida; Rosales; Cannabaceae
Product: protein NRT1/ PTR FAMILY 2.13
Exons: 5
Coding region: 226-2103 (625 amino acids)
Biological process (GO): transmembrane transport
Cellular component (GO): plasma membrane
Molecular function (GO): transmembrane transporter activity
Source: RefSeq, a predicted model, not a curated record